Molecule: messenger RNA, 1116 nt
Organism: Oryzias melastigma (Indian medaka)
Lineage: Eukaryota; Metazoa; Chordata; Actinopteri; Beloniformes; Adrianichthyidae
Product: interleukin-12 subunit alpha
Exons: 7
Coding region: 286-933 (215 amino acids)
Biological process (GO): immune response
Cellular component (GO): extracellular region
Molecular function (GO): growth factor activity; interleukin-12 receptor binding
Source: RefSeq, a predicted model, not a curated record
UUACAAUGUUUCACUUCAUUUUUAUUUGAAAUACGAGCUGCUUAUUUUAGUCAUUCAUGUCCUGCUUGAUUUUACCUUUAACUACCUCAGGUCAAACAAAUAGCCUUUUGUUACCCCUUUGUGUUUUUGUGUGUUCAUUUCAGUUUCACUAAAGAAUUUAGUGAUUGUGGGAGAAAAGGAAAAUUACACAGCUUUCUUUGACUGCCCACUUUCAGUUUGGUUGUCACCACAUUGCUCUACCUGAGGGGAAAUCCCUUCACCGGUGCGAGUAUAUAACAUUUUGGGAUGACAGAGCAGAGCCAGACUGAAUCUGAAUCUACAACUACCGACAAGAUGCAUCUGUUCAAGCUUUGUUUUGCUCCCGUAGCGCUGCUGCUGCUGUUGAUGCUCAGCUCCUCAGUGUGGCACGUCAGCGAAUCCCUGCCGGUGAAGAGCAAGAAACCAGUGUCCGAAUCCUGCGUCGUUUAUGCACGGAUGCUUUUGGAAAACGUCACUCAGGCUCUAACACAGACAAAACUGUUUACGGGAAUCAACUGUACAGAGCAGAACAUGGAGCUGAACUUGAACACAAACACACCGCAUGUGUGUGCACCAAAAGAGGCAACAUGCUUGGGAAACACCAAGUUAGACUUUAAUCAGGAAUCCUGUUUGUCCAACAUUUCUCGGGAUCUGAGCCAUUACUACAUCCUCUUCAUGGCCCAGCCUGAUCUCAUCCAUGUCCCAACUUUUAUCCACAGCCUCAGAGAACUGAUGGAGAACUGUUUUGUGGAGACUUUGCCUUCAGAUUUGACCCUAAAUGAGGAUCCUGUGAGCCGUGCCAGCACCUACAACGAAAGGUUGAGUCUCUGCAAAACUCUGAGAGGUUUCCAAGUCCGGGCCAUCACAAUCAGCCGUGCCAUCAGCUACAUGAGCUCUGGUGAACACACUAAAUAAAUCCCCUAACUCAAGAAACUUCAUCAAGACGGGAGAUUAGAAAUGCCAAAACACUGUGAAAUGCAACAAUCUUUUUCUUUUUUCUUUUAAGGAUAAUAUUUAUGAAUCUGAGUGAAAUGUAUUGAUGAAAUACUAUUGCAAACAAUAUGCUAUUUAUUUAUUAAAUAUAUUUAUUUAAUGCUA